Molecule: messenger RNA, 1505 nt
Organism: Entelurus aequoreus (snake pipefish)
Lineage: Eukaryota; Metazoa; Chordata; Actinopteri; Syngnathiformes; Syngnathidae
Exons: 9
Coding region: 109-1383 (424 amino acids)
Source: RefSeq, a predicted model, not a curated record
CCCCAGACAAAUGGGUUGGUAGAGAGACUCAACUCUAGCAUUCAGAGAGCCCUGGGGAAGCUCGUGAAAGACAAGGCGAACGAUUGGGAUGAUUAUUUGGACGCAGUUAUGUUCGGCCUACGCACCAAAAAACAAAUCACCACAAAAUGUUCACCAUACUUCCUCAUGUUCGGAAGGGAGGCGCGAUACCCUUCUGAGGUUGCAGAGAACUUCCAGGUUGAUAAGUCUUUUGAGGAGCUAUACACAGAGGAAGAAGUGAUGUUUGAUCUACAACGGCAGGAGAAAAUAUUAGCCAUUGUACAAAAAAAUCAAGAAAAGGCUCAUCAAAGAACCCAGGCAGCAAAAAACAGGCCUAAAACUCAAUUUCUGCAGGUGGGGGACAUGGUGUGGCGGCGAAAUGUCCGAAGUCAGCAAAGAAAAGGGGGAAAGCUUGACCCUGACUUCCUUGGUCCAUUUUGCAUGACAAAAAUUCAGGGGAAAAGUAUUGACCUUGUCAGCACAGAUGGAAAGCCUGUGUAUAAGGUCAAUGCUGAUCAUUCAAGAAAAUAUGUGGAGGAAGGCCCUAGAAUACCAGCCAAAUUGAGGACAUGCUCCACAGAUUCCCCUGCUGAAGCCACUCCAAAUACAGCCUCACCUGCCACCACAGCAGUUGAAGAUUCUUCUGCACCUGCCACAGCCAUCACCCCAAACACCAGUGAGACCACCUCAGCCACCUCUGGGUCUACCAAAAGAGGAAUGACACCUGCCCGAGGAUCCCAUGGAAUCCCUGCCAUCUCACAUAAUCCAGAGCAAUAUAUCAAAGAAGCUUGGGGAGGACAGGAUUGUCACAUUCUUCUGUCCAAAAUUGGACGAUACAAAUUGUGGUAUUGGGACAUCAAUCGCACAGGGCCCAACAAGGAACUUGAAAGCGAGGUCAUCAAUGCAUACCUACAUAAACUAGUCGAGUGCUACAACAGCCGAGGAGGGAAACAAGCUGCAUACAUUGAUUCAUUUGCCAUGACAAUGAUGUGGCAAGGAAAAAAAACACGAGUGAAACUGGAUCCCAAUUCAUUUUUUGUUGUUUUGGGAACUGUCUAUGAGCCUGGCCACUGGUUUUUUUUACAUAUGCUGAAAAGGUGUUGGCAGAGGAAGCACCCAUUUUUGAUAAUUCUGACCAGGCAGUGGAGGCAUAUCGGAUGGAUGUUGCAAAAACGCUCCUCAAGGAAACUGAUGAUCUCAGUGAGCUCUGCCACUGCUGCGGAGAGGAGGAGAUUGGUGGGAGCCCCAAAAGUGAUACCACUGACUGGAUCCAGUGCGAGCGGUGCGGGCGAUGGUACCACAGCUUGUGUGUGGGAAACCCCAAGGAGGAGGGUUGUGAUGCAUGCCAGGAACAUACCAUGUUAAUUUCUGUAUUAGAAAAUAAGUUAUGAUUGUAUGUUGCAUUUGAAUUCCAAAAUUUAUUGUAAAAAAAAAAGGUUUCUGUUUAGCUCUGUUUCUGCUUAGUUUAGUUUGAUGGUUAGGGUAUA